Molecule: messenger RNA, 5200 nt
Organism: Lates calcarifer (barramundi perch)
Lineage: Eukaryota; Metazoa; Chordata; Actinopteri; Centropomidae
Gene: per1b
Product: period circadian clock 1b
Biological process (GO): circadian regulation of gene expression; entrainment of circadian clock by photoperiod; negative regulation of transcription by RNA polymerase II
Cellular component (GO): cytoplasm; nucleus
Molecular function (GO): transcription cis-regulatory region binding; transcription corepressor binding
Source: RefSeq, a predicted model, not a curated record
UUAGUUGCCAGACCAUGCACCGGCACGUGUGUCCCUGCGUGUAAACUACUGAUGGGGGGCGAACAAAAAAAAUGUCUGAAGAACAUACACAGACGCUAACCAACAACAGUCGAUGCCACCAGGAUUUAUGCAGUUUCUUUUAGAUUUUCGUGUACCUCAACGUGGAAUAUCAAAGCUGUUGUUAUUGUUUUGAAGCAUAUCAAAGGUGGCCUUUAGCACCUAGAGCAACACAUCUCCAAAGAGGCAAGAAGACCAGAUAUGGAGUGAAGUUAAUGUUUUUUGCUCUCACCAAGAGCUGUUUUUCUCACUCUCCCUCGCAAUCUCUCAUCCCAUCUGCUGGAGCACUUAUGCCAAGGCUGUUUCAUAACCAGACAUUCAUCUCUUGUCCGCACUACUUUGAGUGACACUUUCCUUCAGGAUAGUUAAAGAUAAUUUGCUGUCUUUCUGGAAAGGCAGCCUUUGCUUUUUGAUCAUUUGAAAGAUUUUCCUGCCAUUUGCACAUUUUGAAAAACUCUCAAAAAAUAAGGGCUCACAGCCCAAAACGCUUUCAUUUAACAGGCUUUUGGCUGGAGAUACCAUGAAUUUCUCUCCUUAGUUCUUUUAACCAGCAAAUAGCAACUAUGAUUCACCUGUGGAUACAUAGUAGCCCCACUUAAAUUUAGGUUGUACCUGUUUUUCUCCUCGGCUGACAUCUUUAGCUGUACCAGCCUCAUCCUACUCUAGUAUGAGUUAUGACAACUCUAAAUCAACGCCCAGCAGCAGCACUCGGGGGCGAGUGGCAAGGGCCGACGAGAAAAACAACGACCAGGAAGCAGAGUCUGAGGGGUUAAACUCCCCGAAAACCAGCGGUGGUCAGCCCAGUGCCAAUGUCGCCCCUCAGGAGCAGGGGAGCGGAGCCGGAGGAGGCUCGUCGCCCAGCGGAGGGUCAGGAUCCGGAGUUUCAUCCGGGGACCAAAGGGGGCCUAACUUGGACGAUAUGGACGGCCUCUCCAGCGGGAACGACUCUGGGGAGAGGGAGAGCGAGGGUGGGAUGGAGAGGGAGAACGGGUCACGUGGGCGCCAGUCCACGCACAGCUCCCACAGCUCCAACGGCAAGGACUCCGGCAUGAUGCUGGAAACCACGGAGAGCAACAAAAGCUCCAACUCCCAGAGCCUCUCACCUCCCAGCGGCUCCCUGGCCUACAGCCUGCUGUCGACCAGCUCGGAGCACGACCCCCCCUCCACCUCCGGCUGUAGCAGUGACCAGUCAGCGAGGGUCCAGACCCAGAAAGAGCUGAUGAAGGCCAUCAAGGAGCUGAAGCUCCGCCUGCCAGCUGAGCGCAAGGCAAAGGGUCACUCCAGCACUCUAAAUGCACUCAAAUACGCACUUCAGUGUGUCAGACAAGUCCGAGCUAACAAGGAGUACUACCACCAGUGGAGCGUGGAGGAGUGUCACGGCUGCAGCCUGGACUUGUCCACCUUCACAAUUGAGGAACUUGACAACAUCACCUCAGAAUACACCCUCAAAAACACUGACACAUUCUCCAUGGCCGUGUCAUUCUUGUCAGGGAAGGUCGUGUACGUGUCACCCCAGGGCUCGUCCCUGCUGCGCUGUAAGCCCGAGUGUCUCCAGGGGACGAUGUUCUCUGAGCUCUUGGCCCCGCAGGAUGUCAGUACUUUCUACAGCGGCACGGCUCCCUGCCGCCUGCCCCCUUGGGCUUCCUGCAUCGGAUCUGCCUCUCCUCCAGUCGACUGCACUCAGGAGAAGUCCAUGUUCUGUCGGAUCAGCGCCGACCGGACGCAGGGCGGCGAGAUGCGCUACUACCCGUUCCGCCUCACGCCGUACCAGCUCACUCUUAGAGACUCAGAUGCUGCUGAACCACAGCCCUGCUGCCUGCUCAUCGCAGAGAGGGUCCACUCUGGAUAUGAAGCUCCUCGUAUCCCUCCAGACAAGAGGAUCUUCACCACCAGUCACACUCCCAGCUGCCUCUUCCAGGAGGUUGAUGAGAGGGCAGUGCCGUUGUUGGGCUACCUGCCUCAGGACUUGGUGGGAACCCCCAUCCUGCUCUACAUCCACCCCGAGGACAGGCCGAUGAUGGUGGCCAUUCAUGAGAAGAUCUUUCAGUUUGCUGGGCAGCCGUUUGAGUAUUCACCCCUGAGAAUGUGCGCUCGCAGUGGGGAGUAUCUGACCAUCGACACAAGCUGGUCUUCCUUUGUCAACCCCUGGAGCAGGAAGGUAGCGUUCAUCGUAGGGCGACACAAAGUCAGAACGAGCCCUCUAAAUGAAGACGUGUUCACCGUGCCGCAGGGCUGCGAGAGCCGGGUCACCACCCCCGACAUCGUCCAGCUGAGCGAGCAGAUCCACCGGCUGCUGGUGCAGCCGGUGCACAGUGGCGGCUCUCAAGGCUACAGCUCGCUGGGGUCCAGCGGCUCGCGGGGCUCCCGCCGAUCGCACCAACAGCACCUCAGUGCCUCAGCCACCUCGUCCAGCGACAGCAACGGCCCCGCCGUGGAUGAGGCCGCCGCUGCUGUCGCUUUACACAAACCUAUGACGUUCCAGCAGAUCUGCAAAGACGUUCACAUGGUCAAGACAAACGGACAGCAGGUUUUCAUCGAGUCCCGUAACCGGCCACCGCCCAGAAAAAACACCAGCGCAGGCACAACAAACAUCAGAGCCAUCAGCAGCGACCCAAUCAGAGGUCUGAUAGCAGACAUGACAAAACCACCCAAAGCUUUGGUCCCCGCGCCGCUCAUACAGAAGGAUCCUCCAACCGGCUACUCCUACCAGCAGAUCAACUGUCUGGACAGCAUCAUAAGGUACCUGGAGAGCUGCAACAUUCCCAACACAGUUAAACGGAAGUGUGGCUCCUCCUCCUGCACCGCCUCCUCCACGUCUGAUGACGACAAACAGCAGGAGGCCAGUGGCAACAAUAAAGGUGGUUCAGUUAGCCUCGUAGGUGAACCACCUCCUCUGCCCCCGCUGACCAUGGCCGCAAAGGCAGAGAGUGUAGCCUCAGUCACGUCCCAGUGUAGCUUCAGCAGCACCAUCGUGCACGUGGGAGACAAGAAGCCUCCUGAGUCAGACAUCAUCAUGGAGGAGGCUCCUGCAACUCCCACGCUGGCUCCUCCUCCAUCUAUUACGACACCAACUCCCCCCGCUUACGGCCCAACACCUGCCAAUGCAGCCAUCACCCCUCCUCACCCUCCUCCUCCUCCUACUCUUCCUCUUCCUCCUCCUCCACCCCCUCCCCCGCCUCCUUUCCCCCAAGCCGCGCAGCCGGAGAGGGACAGCCGGAGAAGUGGAAGUGUCGGAGGAGGCGGAGGUGGACGGCUGGGUCUGACAAAGGAGGUGCUCUCCGCCCACACCCAGCAGGAGGAGCAGGCGUUCCUCGACCGCUUCAAGGACCUCAGCAAGCUGCGCGUGUUCGAUCAGACGCCGUCCUCGACUGUGCGAUGUCACACCCCAGCUGCCAACCCUCUGUCACGAGGAGUGCGUUGUUCCCGUGACUACCCUGCUGCAGGAGGCAGCACCAGCCACAGACGUGGUCGUGGAGGAAAGAGACUAAAGCACCAGGAGUCACCUGACCAGCACAGCUCUCUGGGCCUGAGCGGGAGCCGCAGAGACCCGAGAACCAGCACAGCCUCCAUGCCCCUCAACAUGCCUCUCGGACCCUCGACAAACUCCUCCUCCUGGCCCUCUGUGGGCUCCCAGGCCAGCAUCCCGUCAGCCCCUUUCGCCCCCGGUAUGCUUCCGAUCUACCCAGUUUACCCGCCGCUUACGCAGGCCUUACCCAUCCCAGACCCAUCACGCUUCCCCCCUACCCAGAUGGUUCCUCCUAUGAUGGCCCUGGUCCUGCCAAACUACAUGUUCCCCCAGAUGGGAGCGCCCAUCUCUCAGCCAGGCGCCACCCCGGGACACUUCUACAACCCUAACUUCACGUACCCCAGCACCACCCCGGCCGUCGUCCCCUCCGUUGUCUCCAACCCCAUGCCCAUCCCCGGCACCUGCGCCCCAUCUCGUAGCAGCACCCCGCAGUCCUACAGUCAGACACCCGCCGACCGCGAGGGCGCGGAGUCCCCCCUCUUCCAGUCCCGAUGCUCCUCCCCCCUCAACUUGUUGCAGCUGGAGGAAUCUCCAAGCAACCGGUUAGAGGUUGCCACGGCCUUGGCGGCGUCACAGCAAGCCACGCCUUCUGCGCAGGGCGGUCCAGCCGGAGGACAGAGCUCAGCCAAUCAGGGGAGCUCUGAUGAUACCUCCAAGGAGAAUGAGAAUGGUGAAGCAAAUGAGUCCAACCACGAUGCGAUGUCCACCUCCAGUGACCUGCUGGACCUGUUGCUGCAGGAGGACUCCCGCUCAGGCACCGGGUCAGCUGCCUCUGGCUCCGGGUUCUCGGGGACGAGGUCCUCAGGUUCAGGCUCUGGCUCAAACGGCUGCAGUUCCUCUGGCACCAGUGGCACCAGCAGCAGUCAGGGCAGCCACACCAGCAAGUACUUUGGCAGCAUCGACUCGUCCGAGAACGACCACUCCCGCAAACAGCCAGCAGGUGGCAGCAGCAGUGCCGGGGGAGAUGGUGGCGAGGAGCAGUUCAUCAAGUGUGUCCUCCAGGACCCCAUCUGGCUGCUGAUGGCCAACACAGAUGACAAGGUCAUGAUGACGUAUCAGCUGCCCGUCAGGGACAUGGAGACGGUGCUGCGAGAGGACCGCGAGGCCUUGAGGAGCAUGCAGAAACAUCAGCCACGCUUCACUGAGGAGCAGAAGAGGGAGCUGAGCCAGGUUCACCCCUGGAUUCGCACAGGACGCCUGCCACGAGCCAUCAACAUCUCUGGCUGCACAGGCUGCAAGUCUCCCCCCUCUGUGCCUGCGGCCGCCCCCUUCGACGUGGAGAUCCACGAGAUGGAGCUGUGCAGCGUGCUGAAGGCUCAGGAGGAGGGCGCCGGCAGGGGCAAGAAAAAUCUGACAGAAGCGGCCAUGGAUGAAGCUCACCCAGAGGACGAGGACGAGGAGGUGGAGGAGAAAGGAACCAAAACACAAGACUGCAACCAAGACAUGACGGCAGAGGAGCAGAGAGCAACCUCAGAGGCCGCGGAGGAGAAGGUGGAGGCUCAGCCGCCCGAGUCUGACAUGACUCACUGAAGUAGGUGGCCAAAGAUAAACACUAUCAUGACCUUUCUACGCUGAUAUGCAGAGGAUGUGCACCUACCAGGAGUUUGUGUGUGGAAA